This is a messenger RNA of Aphidius gifuensis, 3842 nucleotides long. RefSeq names its product inositol-trisphosphate 3-kinase A-like (gene IP3K2). The record is from RefSeq and is a predicted model, not a curated record. Lineage: Eukaryota; Metazoa; Arthropoda; Insecta; Hymenoptera; Braconidae. The coding region runs from base 1536 to 3002 and encodes 488 amino acids. The transcript is spliced from 3 exons. Gene Ontology annotation, cellular component: cytoplasm; nucleus. Gene Ontology annotation, biological process: inositol phosphate biosynthetic process. Gene Ontology annotation, molecular function: inositol tetrakisphosphate kinase activity; inositol-1,4,5-trisphosphate 3-kinase activity.
UAUACACAUAUUGUUGAUGAAAAACGAACAUAAUAAUUGUAAAAAAAAUAGUGAAAUAUUGUGAUAAUGUUAUCAAUGUAAAAAUUGAUUGUUUAAUAUGGUAUAUAUGUGCGUAGGUCACGAAUAAAUUAAUGCGUGGGUUAAUUAUUAUUCGAUGACAUCCAAUGACGCACAUAAACGUCUGCCUACAAAACCCAUCAGUAUUAUUAACAAACUUGAAAUAAUAAUAAUAAUCAAAAAUACAUUUUUAUAGUAAUAAAAAAAAUUACUGAAAUAUUUCGAAAAGAAAAAAAAACCACUUGCGUAAUAAAUUUACCAAGUGUCUCAUUGUCAAUAUAAAAUUUAUGCCUGGAUUGUAACAAGUACAUAAAGAAUCAUCUUAAAAUCAUGACCAAUUAGAGUUAAAAAAAAUGAUAAAAAGAAGAAAAUUAAAAACUCAGUAAUAAUAAAAAAAUUCAAGAGUUGUGAUAAGUCAUCAUGAUGACAAUGACGAUCAGAAAUAACUCACUGAGAUAAUCAUAUUACUCCACAAAAAUAAACUUGAUGAGUAUGUAAAAAAAUAAUGAAAAAAAAAACCUUUAUGAUUAUAUUUGUUCGUAACAGUUGGGUUUUUUUUUUUUUUUUUAAAAUUUUUUUUUUUUAUAUCUUGAGAACACAGACUUUCCACUGAAAGCAAUUUUUGUCCCUCCCAUACCAUCAGUAACGUCAUCAACACAAUUUUAAGCUGAAUGUGAAUUGAAAGACGAUAACGUGCUCAACAAAACUCAUCGAGCAUCACACGCAUUAAAUAAAAUACACUUGAUCAGUUUGAACUUCAUUCUUCAAUAAGCUUGUUGUUUAACUUUAUAAAAUAUUUUUCAAAUUAUUUUUUAUUAUUUCAAGUAUCAUAUUUUAUCAUCUACUAUUAAUAUCAAGCUUAAAUAUCUCUCAAUGUUAUUUGAGUAUAAAAAAAUAAUUUAUAAUAAUAUUAAUUGAGUCAUUUUUUUUUUUUUGUUUGUAUUUAAAAAAAAAAAAAAACUUUAAAACCAUAUAAAGUUAAAUUUCUUUUUGUGCACGAGUUGAUUCUUCAUUUACGUAAUACAUAAGAUAUCACGUGACGUGUAUGUGUAUGAAAAAAAAAAAUAAAAAAUAAAUAAAUAAAUAAAAUUUCCUCAACAAGUAGUGAGACAGUAUAUACAACACGAGUUAUUGGGAUAUGGCACUGAGACAGGUCGAAUCAAAAGUGGCACACGACAAAAAAUCGCUUUCCAUCGGCCUAAAUAAAAUUUUUUAAAAUUAUCAAGAAUGAUAAAUAAAAAAAAAAAAAGAAGAAUUUUAAAUAAAUAAAAAUUUGUUAAAUAUUGAUAUAAUAAAUAAUACAAGAGAUAUAAAUUUAAAAUAAAUAAAAAGUAAAGCAUUUAAAAAAAAUAAAAAAGAGAGAAGCAAAGUAAAUAUAUUUGCAAAAGAAAAAAUAAUAAAAAGUGAGACGUUUGAUUGAUAAGAGAGGCACGUGGAUAAACAUUGCACAAGAAAAAAAAAAAAAAAACAAAAUAAAAAUGCAAAGAACAUUUGACAUAACGAUACCUAAAAUAAUUUGUACAAAAGCAAGUUUGAGUGAUUGUGGUAGUCAUCAUGAAGAUGAUCCAUUGAGUGAUAAUAGAUUAAUUGUCCGACAAAAACGUAUAACACGUUCAAAAAUACGUAGAAAUUCAAGAAGACAUUCAAUAACAAUUGAUCGACAAUCAUCAUCAUCAUCAAGAAGUCCAUCACCAGUACCACGUUUAAAUUCUAUUAAUUUAAAUGAUAAAAUUAAUUUAAUAAAUGAUAAUAGAUUUAAUUAUAAUUGUGAUAAUGAUAAAACAAAUUUAGGAUACAGACAGUAUAUUAAAUUACUUGAUGUACCACAAAUUAAUUAUCCAUCUGGUCUUGAAUGGGGUGAGCCAAGUGGCGAUGAUCUUAGCUCUGAAUGGGAAUCUGAUAGAUCAGAUGAACCACAAAUUAAUGUAUUAAAUGAUUUUAAACUUUUACCAAAGAGUUCUGGAUGGAGAAAAUUAAGAAAUAUUGUUCAAUGGACACCAUUUUUUCAAACAUACAAAAAACAUCGUUAUCCAUGGGUACAAUUAGCAGGUCACCAGGGUAAUUUUCGAGCAGGUCCAACACCUGGUACAAUAUUAAAAAAAUUAUGUCCACAAGAAGAAUCAUGUUUUCGUUUAUUGAUGCAUGAUAUUUUAAGGCCUUAUGUACCUGAAUUUAAAGGUAUUCUAGAUGUUCGAGAAUCUGAAGAAGAUAGAAAUCAACAAGUAUCAAAUACAAAUAAUACAUCAUCAACAGAUGAAUCAUCCAAAAGACCAAUUAUUGCCUCAUAUCUUCAAUUACAAGAUUUACUUGGUGAUUUUGAUCAACCAUGUGUAAUGGAUUGUAAAGUUGGUGUAAGAACAUAUCUUGAAUCUGAACUUGCUAAAGCAAAAGAACGUCCAAAAUUACGUAAAGAUAUGUAUGAUAAAAUGAUACAAGUUGAUCCAACAGCACCAAAUACUGAAGAAAGACGUUUACAAGCAGUUACUAAACCACGUUAUAUGGUAUGGAGAGAAACAAUAUCAAGUACAGCAACACUUGGUUUUAGAGUAGAAGGAAUAAAAUUAUCACAUGGUAAUUCAUCAAAAGAUUUUAAAACAACAAGAUCAAGAGAACAAGUUACUGAAACAAUAAAACGUUUUGUUAUAAAUUAUCCUCAUGCUAUUGGUAAAUAUUUACAACGUUUAAAAGCAAUAAAAGCAACAUUAAAAGCAUCACCAUUUUUUGCAUCACAUGAAGUUGUUGGUUCAAGUUUAUUAUUUGUUCAUGAUAAUAAAAAUGCUGGUAUUUGGAUGAUUGAUUUUGCUAAAACACUACCAUUACCAUCACAUCUUAAAAAAAUUGAACAUGAUGCAGAAUGGCAAGUUGGUAAUCAUGAGGAUGGUUAUCUCAUUGGUGUCAAUAAUCUUAUUGAUAUUUUUGAAGACAUACGUAACUCUGAAACGUAAUAAAAAAAUAGAUAUAAAUUAGUAUUGAGUUUUUUUUAAAUAUAUUAAAUUUUUAUAAACAAAUAAUAAUAAUUAAUUAUAAAACAUAAAUACUAUUUGAUAAAACAAAGAGUACGUAAACUCAUUAGUUCGAUAGAUUUUAAGCUAUUUAUUAUAUAAUAAUUAUUAAAACAAAAAAAAAAAUGAGAAAAUAAUAACGAUAAUCGACUUUUUGUGUUGAUUGAAAAUUAAGUUAACCAGGUGCGUAAACUCAGUAGUUCGAUUAAUAGAUAAUAAUUAAAAUCCUGAUAAAUAGGUAUUCAAGAAAAAAAAAAAAAUUGUAACAUAUUUUUACCACUUUUUUUUCUAAUAAAUAUUUACAUAAAUAAAUGAGACCAAAGACAUGGCAGCUAAUAAUAACGUUGCCAGACUUAUGAGGUAUGCAAAAAGAGAAAAAAAAAAAUUAAAUAAAUCCUCAAUAAAGACUGUAACUUAAUAUUUCGAAACCAAUAUACUUUUUUUUUUUUAUAUAUAUAAAUCUUAUUGUGUAGCUAUUUUUCCAAACUAAAAUGAAAAAAAAAAAAGAUUUAAAAUUCACAUGUACAGUUUUUUUUUUAAUUAUUAUUAUUACAUUAUUAAUAUUUUCUUCUAAUUUUUAUUAAUUUAAUUAACUACUUAGAUAUAAGAUUUUAUUUAUAUAUUUUGAAAUAAACAUUUUCUUAAUUUGUCUCUGAUAAUGAGACAUGUAUUUUGUAUAUCCAAAGCGCAUUCAUACGUUUGUUAUUAAAUUAUCAUCAAUCAUUAUUUAAAAAAAAAAAAAAAAAAAAAUAUAUAUUAUAUAUAAUAAAAAGGAAAAAAAAA